Odontomachus brunneus is the source of this 1002-nucleotide messenger RNA. RefSeq lists its product as uncharacterized. The record is from RefSeq and is a predicted model, not a curated record. Gene Ontology annotation, molecular function: olfactory receptor activity; odorant binding. Gene Ontology annotation, cellular component: plasma membrane. Bases 16 to 852 code for a protein of 278 amino acids. The transcript has 6 exons. NCBI's taxonomy places the organism in Eukaryota, Metazoa, Arthropoda, Insecta, Hymenoptera, Formicidae. Gene Ontology annotation, biological process: detection of chemical stimulus involved in sensory perception of smell; sensory perception of smell.
AUUAAUUUUUUUUUAAUGUCCUUAGUGUUAUACACGUUCCCUCAAAUCGUUAUUAUUACUCAGCCAAUUUGGCCACGCGUUCUUGGCAUUUUUUUGUUCCUGAACGAAUCUUUGUUCCGUCACAAAACGUUAAUCGUGACCGAGUACUUUGUCGAUCAAGAAAAAUAUUAUUACUUAAUCAUGUUGCAUACGAUCAUAGCAAUUUGCAUAGGAAUGUUUGCAAUAGUAGCAACUGGAACGCUGCUUUUGGUGUUUCUUAAACAUGCCUGUGGAAUGUUUAGUAUCGCCAGUUAUCGCAUAGAACGAGCAAUUACAAACAAUAAGCGAGAAAAUGUUAAUCUAAAAGACCAGAAUACGAUUUUUAAGAGGAUGAUCUAUGCGGUAGACAUUCAUCGUAAAGCUAUGAAAUACUCCAGAUUUCUAAUAUCCAGCUUUGAGGGGACUUUCUUUCUUCUCAUUGUGUUAGGCGUGGUUAGCUUGAGUCUUAAUCUUUUUCGACUUGACAUUAUUUGCUUUUUGGUCUUUCAGCUUGCAUCAUCCAGAGGCAAUAAAGAGGAACUUUUAUUUCGUUUCGUAUGUGUAAUUGUCAUUCUUAUAUAUAUGUUUUUUUCCAACGAAAUCGGACAGGAAAUUACAGAUCACAAUGAUCAAGUAUAUUUAACUGCAUACAAAGUGAUGUGGUAUGCAGCGCCCUUACAUGUGCAGAAACUAAUAUUGUUUCUGAUACAAAGAGGUAACAAAACUUUCGGGUUGCAUGUGGGUGGAUUAUUUACCUCAUCUUUACAGUGUUUUGCAACGUUGGCGAGUACAUCAGUAUCUUAUUUUACCGUAAUGUAUUCGACGCAACAGUGACGUAAAUACAUCAUUUAAUAGUACAUCGAAAUGUAGUAAGUGAGCGUGACAAGUUCUCUUCGUUAUAUUGUUAUUGGAAACUUUUAAUUCAUUCUGUAUAUUAUCUUUUUUAUAGUUCUUUUUAGUCGGUAGCAUAUAAUUUAUCAGGCA